Linepithema humile (Argentine ant) is the source of this 742-nucleotide messenger RNA. Lineage: Eukaryota; Metazoa; Arthropoda; Insecta; Hymenoptera; Formicidae. The record is from RefSeq and is a predicted model, not a curated record.
AUGAGCGGCGUGGCUAAUCUGUCCCAUCGUUUCUCCAAUUUGAUCAUCGGUCUGCACUCGACGGCCGUGCUCGUCUACUGUAUCGGCGUCGUCGCUCUGCGUAGCGACCCCGCCGAUCGCGAGCUCUUUCUCAAGAUGGAAUUACCCUUCGACAGCGGCACAUCGCCGACUUACGAGCUUGUCAUGACCACGCAGUUCCUUCAUCAGAUGACAGCCGCCACCAUGAUCGGCGUGCUCAGCGCUCUGCUCGUUACGCUGGUGCUUCACGUAGGUGGUCAGAUAGACAUUCUGCGUGACAGAUUAUUAGAAAUUUUACCAAAGGAUAAAAAACCGACUGUGUCUAUGGUCACGAUAGGCUCUUUAAUUCGAAGGCAUCAAAAUAUCAUUAUUUUCACGGAGAGAAUCGAGAGCUUGUACUCGUAUAUUGCAUUGGCGCAAUUCAUAUCGAACACCAUCGUUAUUUGUUGUUUGGGCUUCAUCAUCGUGAAUGUAAGUAAUCGCAACAGCUUUCAUUAUAUAGAUCAAUAUUAAUUAAUAGUCAAAUUUCCGAUUUAUUUCGAUAAUAUAUUGCGAACAUAUGUAAAUCAAGCUAUCCUAUAAACGACGUUAUCAUCUUUUACAUUUUGAAUUUUUAAUAGUCUAUGAUUUUUUGACAUCUCUCCAUAUAUAAUGCAAAUUGAAAUGUAAUAGAAUAAACCUGAUUGCGCGCAUUAAUAUAAUUCCAAUAUUACAGUCAAUUGGC